Messenger RNA from Paralichthys olivaceus (Japanese flounder), 1831 nucleotides. It is a transcript of the gene hoxa13b, whose product is annotated as homeobox A13b. NCBI's taxonomy places the organism in Eukaryota, Metazoa, Chordata, Actinopteri, Pleuronectiformes, Paralichthyidae. Gene Ontology annotation, biological process: regulation of transcription by RNA polymerase II. The record is from RefSeq and is a predicted model, not a curated record. Gene Ontology annotation, molecular function: DNA-binding transcription factor activity, RNA polymerase II-specific; RNA polymerase II cis-regulatory region sequence-specific DNA binding.
AAAAAGAGUUGGUCGUCUCGAUGUAGGGCAUGCUAUGACCGCCUCAUUGCUCCUCCACUCGCACUGGAUUGACCCGGUGAUGUUCCUCUACGACAACGGCUUGGAUGAGAGAAGCAAGAACAUGGAGGGAUUUACUGGAGGCAAUUUCGCUGCGAACCAGUGCAGGAACUUGUUAGCGCAUCCGACCUCGCUGGCGCCCAGCACCACCUACACUGCGAGUGAGGUGCCAGUCUCUGGCAUGGGGGAGCCUGGCAAACAAUGUAGCCCCUGUUCUGCCACUCAGAGUUCACCCAACGCGUCUCUGCCCUAUGGAUAUUUUGGCAGCAGUUACAGUUAUCCAUGCAGGAUGUCACACGGCAGCGUCAAGGCGUGCGCGCAGCCCUCUGGCUAUGUCGAUAAAUACAUGGACUCCUCUGUCACCGGUGAGGAGUUUUCGAGCAGGGCGAAAGAAUUUGCUUUUUACCAGGGCUACUCCUCUGGUCCCUACCAACCAAGCUACUUGGAUGUGCCUGUCGUGCCGGCGCUCAGUGCGCCAACUGAGCCAAGACACGAGCCUCUGUUGCCCAUGGAGCCUUACCAGCCAUGGGCCAUCACCAAUGGCUGGAGUGGUCAAGUUUACUGCACCAAGGAGCAGCCACAGCCAAAUCCUCUGUGGAAAUCCUCGUUACAAGAAUCCAUAUCUGCUGGAGACAGCUCUGUCCGCCGUGGGAGGAAGAAGCGUGUGCCAUACACCAAGGUGCAGCUGAAAGAACUGGAGAGGGAGUACACCACCAAUAAAUUCAUCACCAAGGACAAAAGGAGAAGGAUAUCCGCGCAGACGAACCUGACAGAGAGACAAGUGACAAUCUGGUUUCAGAACAGGCGCGUAAAGGAGAAGAAGAUCGUUAAUAAAUUCAAGAGCUCCAGUUAGCUGUGGAGAUACUGAUCAGGAGGUAACAUGCGGACAUGGAUGCGCUUUUCCUCCACUCCCCAAAAAACUGUGCUAUAAUUUAUUACAUAUGAAGGUUUUCUUUGACGCCACUGUGGCUCCGUUUUUUUUUUUUGGCCCACUCCUUUCCUUCCUCACGUUUUAAUUGGAACCAGUCGAUGCGGCCUGUUGACAGAGGAUCGGACAUGGUUUGCAACAUGUUAACCAAGGCGACUCUGCGAGGGAUGUGUGAUCUCCUGAAAACAUUCAGCAAAUGACACGAGAUUUGAUUUUGAAGGCCAGAGACACCCAGAGAAAACACGCGCCCUAAUCCAGAUGAAACAGAAGAUUGAAAGUGUGGAGAACGCUCUAGAAUCAGUUAUAAUUUUCUUUUUCACACAAUAAUGCAAUGUCCAAGAAAAAAAGCGGAAUAAAUGUCUGAGAUCAUGACAGAAGAAACGGGCCCAGAUUAAAAACGCCUAAUAUAUCAAUAAUAAAACGAAUGAAUCUGUAAAUGUAUAUUUUACGCAUUCGUUCAAACUAAAGAGAGUAAAACAACUCGUUUAUUAGUGGAUACAUAAUGACAUUUUAAAAUAAACUUCAUUUCACAAUUUGAGAAGAUUUAAGAGCUUAGACAUAUCUGCUUUUUAAUCACUUCUUUUCAUUCGUUCAGUUUAUCUGUUCGUUUGUUUAAAAGUGAUCAAACAGUCUCAGAAUGUCCAAACUGUCCUCGUCACGUCUUCUCUCUGGACACAGGAUAUUUAUUCAGGAGAACUCGCCUGUCAGCAGACUGACCUCCUCCCUGUCAGCCCAGAACGAUUCCUCGUUACAGAGAAGUGGUGAAACAGUGCGCAUAUUUAAACAUGUAAAUACUAUCUCACUCCAACUAUCUAUUCUCCCUUUUUUUUGACUGCAAUAGCCAAA